Molecule: messenger RNA, 222 nt
Organism: Caenorhabditis remanei
Lineage: Eukaryota; Metazoa; Nematoda; Chromadorea; Rhabditida; Rhabditidae
Exons: 3
Coding region: 1-222 (73 amino acids)
Molecular function (GO): protein binding
Source: RefSeq, a predicted model, not a curated record
AUGCCUGACUUUUCAACACAAACCGAGGAAUUCACUCCGUUCUCUGUCAUUUCACUGGAUGGUACUUCGCAUGUUGCCAUGUCAGGAAAAGCGGCCGCAACUGUGAUCAGAAUUAAAAUCUCCUACUCCUCUCAAACUGGUAAACCUUUGAGAAACAUGCGAUUGUGCCUCCGAGGACGUUUGCUGGAUGAUGACGAAACACUUGGAUUCUUUGGAUAUUAG